CCAACCCUCCACGGCUUUGUCUCUGGUCAAAACGCCGGCCAUCAUCAAUGUGAGGAUUAUAACAAAGUAACAAACGGAGCACGGACGGACACGAUUCCGUGGUUGGAGCCAGAAGUUAAACCGUACAAGACGACGGAAAUCAUCAAUUCCGCCAACUCGGAUUCUCCACGUCGUUUCAAUUUCAUCCUCUCGCCGGAAGGAAGAGGAGAGGGGAGACUAACUAAGUGCUGCUGCUUCAGCGAUGGUGAUGAGCCUCGUUUCCACCGGCGGCCACUCCCUAGCUUCGGGGCCGCUCCCUAACUUCAGGACGACGCCACCGCCGCGCCGGCGACCUUCGCUGCCUUAUCUGAAGACCCCACGCGCCGCCAUCGUGGAAUCGAGGCCGGUCAGAGUAGCUCCUGCGACAAGGGAUAACGGUAACGGCGGGCUGGUCCUCGUUUCAGCCGGAGCCGCCGGAGGAGGAGGAGGAGGAGGAGGAGGUAGUCGAGCUGAGGAUAUGCAAGCGGAAGCUAGGGCGAUGGCUCGUGCAGUUGAUGCUAGGGCAGAAGCUAACGUUUAUGCCUAUCGGGGGGCCGCACGGAGUCCGCUAGCGAUUCGCCUCAGAUCUGGCGGCGGGAAAUUGAGCACCGCCAUGCUGGGAGAAAGACAACCGUCGCCGGGGAAUGGAAUAUAGAUCUGGGACUGGGAGCAAUUUAUGUUGGAGAGGAAGAGAGCGCAUGAGCCGAGAAAGUCAAUUAAUUUAACUUUUAUUU
This is a messenger RNA of Linum trigynum, 752 nucleotides long. The record is from the annotation of a GenBank genome assembly. Lineage: Eukaryota; Viridiplantae; Streptophyta; Magnoliopsida; Malpighiales; Linaceae.